Molecule: messenger RNA, 2856 nt
Organism: Thyridium curvatum
Lineage: Eukaryota; Fungi; Ascomycota; Sordariomycetes; Thyridiales; Thyridiaceae
Exons: 5
Coding region: 1-2856 (951 amino acids)
Biological process (GO): regulation of DNA-templated transcription
Molecular function (GO): protein binding; zinc ion binding; DNA-binding transcription factor activity, RNA polymerase II-specific
Source: RefSeq, a predicted model, not a curated record
AUGGCGUCCCAUUCCCACAGCAGUAGCGGCAACAUCGACGCGGGGCGGUCCCUGAAGCGGCGGAAGACGCGCAAGGGCACGCGCAGCUGCUGGGCCUGCAAGCGCCGCAAGGUCAAGUGCACGUACGCCAACCCCACGGACGAGGUGUGCAUCGGCUGCUCCCGCCGCUGCCUCGAGUGCGUCGGCCAGGAGUUCCCGGAGCAGGACCCGGGCCCCUCGUCCAAGAGCCGGCUGGUGGGGGACCGCAUCGGCCGGCUCGAGUCUAUGAUCCAGCAGCUGGCUGAGCAGGUCGCCGGCCACGUCGCUUCACCCGCCAUUUCGCCGUCGCCUCCGGUCAGCCUCAGUAGAUCUGUACCUGCAUCGUUACUACCGAGUGCGCCUUGCCAUGAGACUCGGUCAAAGUGCCGAGAAAUAUCGCAAGCGCUGCUAGCAGCUUUCCCAUCACCCUCAGAUCUCCGCAUCAUCGCCGGCACCGGCGAUAGCCUAGCGCUUUACCUGCCUCUAGCGCUGUUGUCACCGGCGAGCCAACUCGAGAGGAGAGUCGCAUUCGAGUCGGAGAAGCUAUGGGGUCCACAAGAGUUCACACAAGAUACACACCCGGUGCUCAUUGCACGACGCAUGCUUCUGCUCGCUGGCGUGCUCAAACAUCUGCACGCGGCAGGUUCCGCAGGGCCCAGCAGUACCAAAUACCAGCAGCUGGUCAAACUGACCCGACCGCCCCGUGCGCUGGCUCGGAACUUGGCAGAAACGGCCACGACGUUAGUGACAUCGCAUGAUAAAUUCACCACCGAUAGUAUCGAAGGCCUGGAGUGCCUCUGGCUCGAGGUGCUGUAUCACGCACACAAUGGCAGCCCGCGCCUGUCUUGGAUGACCUGCAGGAGGGCAAUCUCUGCCGUGCAUCUCAUGGGAUUCCAAGGCCGCCGAUACGGACCCAGUGCAACCCCGAAAUCUCUCACGCAGCAGAUAGAUGGCCAAGUAGUAGACCUGCAGGUAAUAUGGCACCGCCUCGUGCACAGCGAGCUUGCACUAUGCUUGGCGCUGGACCUACCGGCCUCGGUACCGUACCCGGACGAUACUCUGACAUUCUUGCCGGACGAGGUCAUGACAGGCGACGACGAUCUGUCGGCUACGAUAGCGCUGGAAAGGCGACAUACAUCUAUCGCCAGCCACCUGAUUGAGAGAAGCGUAUGCGAUCCGCACUUUGAAGACUUGGACACCACGCACCAGAUCCUCACCGAACUCGAACAAGCGAUGAGUGCGAUGCAGAGCGGGUGGCGGGGCACGCCCAGCCUCAGUGACGUGGACGACAACAAGCAACUAUUCGGAAUCAUGACCAAGAUCAAGGCGCAGAUCUUUCACUCGCAUCUCCUCCUACUAGCCGAGCUCCCAUCUAUGCUACAGGCAAUACUCGGCGAGACCCUCACGACCACAAACAACAACAGCACCACCGGGCACCGCCAACACGAACACAGUCGGAACCGUAAUCGCAUCAGCAACAGCCGCAAUAUCUGCGUCCAGGCAAGCCGCGACCUGCUCCGACGUUUCAACUACCUCCGCUCCUGCGAGCGCACCGCAGGCUACAUCCGGCUCGUCGACCACUACGCAUGGCUGGCCGCCGCGACGUUACUCCUCGUCCGACUACUGGACAGCUACGCUCGAUCACCUACAGCUCUCAUCGGCGGCAUGGCGGCCACGGGUGCUCCUAACGACGCGCAGCUCUCGGAGGACCGUAAAAUGGCGUCCAUCGCGAUGGAAGGGAUGCGGCUUGCGGGCGACGAUGAAGACGACGAAGAUGACGGGGACGAUGACGUGUACUCGUAUACCUCGGUCAUAGCGGCCAAGAGCGCUGCGGAAGAUGUGCUGCCGCGUUUAUUAGCGCUGGAGGCGGCUGGGGCGGAGGUGGUGGUGACGUACCGCAAGCCUGGGGGGCAGUUGCUUGGGGGGAGUAACUCCGGCGCGGAAGCUAUGGGGGAGGAUCAAGAUACGCUGGUCUUGCCCAUACCUUUUGUCGGCGUUGUUUCGAUCACGCCGCAGGUCCAGUACAUGGGCUAUCUGCCCGGCGCUGUCGGCAAUGAGGCGACGGGCUUUCAAGUCUCGGACGACGAUGGAGAAGAAGAGAUGGAUGACUACGACGAGGAGGACUACGCAGAGGACGAAGAUGGCGAAGAUGACGAAGAGUCGAUCCUGACGAGAGCGCUCAGGAUGCGGCGGAACUCGAAAUGGGGGAUGGCGCCGACUCCUGCCAAUGCCCCAACUCCAAGUAGCUUCACAGCUCACGUUCGAGGCACAGACCUCGGAGCCUUUCUCCAAGAUCACCCUAACGAGCACAACUACAGCCUUUUCUUGAGCGGCUUCCAGUCCGAUGCGACUAUUUUCUGCAAAGACGAGUCCUACCCGAUCCACACCAACAUUGUCUGCUUCCGCAGCGCCUGGUUCCGCAACGUUUCUUCUUCCAUCUUUAGAGGUGAGGAACGGGAAAAGAGCAUCAAGCUUAACCACGAGCCUAGAAUGAUCGAGGCCCUCCUUGUGUGGAUCUACACCGGAAUCCUGUCUCCAGACUUCAUGAUGUCGAUCGCCACCAAAGAGGGCAAGCACCCAGAGAUCCAGACCCUCGCCCUGCUCUGGGAAGCGGCGGAGUACUUCGGCCUCGACCAUGCGGUCGUCCCCGUUCAGAGAGAGGCAUGGGACUUCGAGAACAGGCAUAACGACAACUUCGCGAACUUCGUGAUCCGGGGAGAGGUAUUAGACGAAGAACUCUUCGAGGACCUCGUCAAGGACCUGACGCAGAGCCUGCCAUCCUUGUAUGACGGCACCAUCCGUGCGGAGCCAACGCCAUCGGGCGAGGUCGCCAUUUGA